This is a messenger RNA of Malus domestica (apple), 1508 nucleotides long. The record is from RefSeq and is a predicted model, not a curated record. NCBI's taxonomy places the organism in Eukaryota, Viridiplantae, Streptophyta, Magnoliopsida, Rosales, Rosaceae.
AUAUAUAUAUAUGUAUGUAUGUAUGUAUAUAUAUGUAUAUGUAUAUAUAUAGGUAAGGGACCAAGUCUAACGCAGUUUGGCAUAUCUAUUACCAACCCAGUUAUCCAAUAGAUGAAGAAGUUAAUAAGUUUGAAGAAGCAUCAAGAAUGAGAAACUGUCGCCAGUUUGGCAUAUAUAUAUAUAGGAAGAUGACUAAUGUACGGACGACGCUGGUGUUUAUGGCGGCAGCAGCUGUCGCCGGUUGCUUUAUCGCCUACAAUUUUGUGUAUCCUCCUGGAUUUCUUUAUGAUGGCUUGGCACCACGCCUCCCCUCCUGCAGAAACACAAUCCCUCCACCUCAGCAGGGCAACCAACUGGAGGAUAAUAUGGAUCCAUUGGAUAAAAUUCUGAAAAAUGCAUGCAUGAAGAACAAAACAGUUAUAAUAACUACGUUAAAUGAUGCAUGGGCAGAACCCAAUUCAAUAUUUGAUCUCUUUCUUGAAAGCUUUAACAUCGGAAGUAACACGAAAUGGCUGCUCAAGCAUUUGCUAGUCAUCUGCGUGGACCAAACAGCAUAUGCUCGUUGUUUAGUGAUACACCCUCAUUGUUACCUACUUUAUACUCAAGGUGCCAACUUUACCGGCGAGGUAUUUUAUCUAACCCCCGAUUACUUACAAAUGAUGUGGAGAAGAACCCAGAUUUUGUCUUCCAUUCUCGACAAAGGCUACAACUUUAUCUUUACGGAUACCGAUAUAAUGUGGCUUCGAGAUCCAUUCCCACAAUUCUAUCCCGAUGCAGAUUUUCAAAUUGCAGCUGAUAAAUUCAUGGGUGAUUCUUAUAGUUUUAAAAAUGCUCCCAAUUGUGGAUUUGUCAAUGUAAAAUCCAAUGAUCGGACUAUUGGGUUUUACAAAUUUUGGUACCUCUCCAAAUACACGUAUCCAAAAACGAAUGAACAAGAAGUGCUUAAUAGGAUUAAAUUUGAUCCUUUCAUUGGCAAGAUUGGAUUGAAAGUGAGAUUCUUGGAUACAAAAUACUUUGGUGGAUUCUGUGAGCCAAGUGAGGACCUUAACCAAGUUUGCACAAUGCAUGCUAAUUGUUGUAUUGGUCUUGAAAACAAAGUGAACGAUCUUAGAGCUUUGCUUCAAGUUUGGAAAAAAUACAUGUCAUCGCCUCAUAAUGCUACUGGCACAUCACAAGCUGUGUGGACCGUCCCACAAAAUUGCAGCACUUCCUUCCAACGCCGUUGGAAGCAUAGUAACCAGACUAGGGAGUGAAACUAUAAAAAGAUUAUUCCAAUCUGUGGAGCUUUCUAAACAUUUAAUUGCAGGUAGAAGAAAAAGAGGCUUAAAUUCAACGAUGAAAAUUCCUCCCUGGCAAUCAAAUAUAUUUCAUCUUGCUCGUGAAAUACUAUUACAAAACUUAUAUCUUGCUCGUUACAUUAUUACAAAACUUAUUUUGCAACUGUUUUGCUUUUUCCAAGUUAUCUAAAGUGAAUUAGUGAAAGGAAUAUGCCACCAUUAAUUUAUGGA